AUGUCCCGAGUCUGGCACAUCAGUGGCGCCAACACCGGGCUUGGCCUCGAGCUCACGCUCAAAGCCCUGUCCGAGGGUGACCGCGUCAUCGCCGCCGUACGCACUCCGUCGAAAGUCCCGGAUAGCUUGAAACGGAACGACGUUGAAAUCCACCAGUUCGACCUCUCCUGGCCCCAGGAAGCUAUGGACAUGUAUGCAAAAAAAGCAUUCGCAGCGUUUGGGAAGAUCGAUGUUCUCGUUAAUAGUGCAGGCUAUUCGUAUAUGGGUGCAAUCGAAGAGUCCGAGGACGCUGCGGUGAAGACUCAGUUUGAUAUUAACGUCUUCGCCCAGCUCCGGCUUAUCUGCGCAGCCUUGCCUCACCUUCGCGGACAAGGCAGUGGCACAAUUAUAAACUUCUCUUCCAUCGGCGGUCUAAUCUCCGGCCCUAGUAACGGGAUCUACUGCGCCACCAAGUUCGCGCUGGAGGGUCUAACGCAAGCCCUCGCGGCCGAGAUCGCGCCAUUCGGGCUCAAGGCGCUGGUCGUUGAGCCGGGCUAUUUCCGCACCUCCUUCCUCUCAUCCGUCACCUCUGGAACCAACAUCGCACCUGCAUUGGAUGUCUAUGAGGGGACAGCUGCGCAUGAGGCGCGGAAGGCUUUCUUCGAUUAUGAUGGAAAUCAACGCGGCGAUCCGAAAGAGGGCGUCAAGAGGAUAUGGGAGUAUGUCGCUGAUGAAGGGCUGCUGAAGGGGAAGGAAAAGCUGUUAAGAUUACCUUUAGGAAGUGAUACUGGAAGUGUGCUGACUGCAGUGGCGAAGGAGUUAGAGAAGACAGCGGAGGCGUACGAAGAGGUGUGGAGGAGUACGGAUUUCACUGAAGGGAAGUAG
Molecule: messenger RNA, 864 nt
Organism: Aspergillus nidulans FGSC A4
Lineage: Eukaryota; Fungi; Ascomycota; Eurotiomycetes; Eurotiales; Aspergillaceae
Product: SDR family oxidoreductase
Exons: 2
Coding region: 1-864 (287 amino acids)
Source: RefSeq, a predicted model, not a curated record